AUGUCUGCAGCAGCAAAGCAACGUCUUCAAGCCCUGAGCAAGCAACUCGUUGAGGGUAUUCCCUCCGAGGGCACAUUCGAGGAUAUCCCCAAGAUCCGUCAUGUUGCCCCUGAUUCGGCAGGACCCCGGGUCAAGGACAAGGUAGUAAUCGUGACCGGCGCAAAUUCCCCCAAUGGCAUCGGCCGUGCCAGCGCGCACCAAUUCGCCAACAAUGGCGCCAAAGCAGUCUACAUCUGCGACUUCAGCGACACCCAUCUGGCAACACACAAGCGGGAGCUAGAGUCCCUCUACCCAAACGUAGACAUCCACGUGCGAUCAUUCGACGCGGCCGACGAGAAAGCCCUGAGUGGAGUAAUCGACGAAGCAGUCAGCAAAUAUGGCCGGCUAGACGUCUUCUUCGCGAACGCAGGCGUGGUAGGCCAACCGAAGCUGUUCACCGAGAUCGACAGUGAGGGAUUCUUAAACACGAUGCGAGUAAAUGCUCUCGGCGUCUUCCUAGCAGCCAAACACGCUGCCCCAGCAAUGAAGCUAACCUCCGCCUCAAAGCCAUACCCAAGCGGCUCAAUCAUCGGCACAGCAUCUGUAGCAGGCCUCCGCUCCAACGCUGGUUCCACCGACUACUCCGCCUCAAAGGCGGCAGUCGUGUCGAUCGCACAGACGGUCUCGUACCAACUCGCUGGGUCGGGUAUCCGCAUGAACGCAAUCUGCCCCGGACUGAUUGAGACGGGGAUGACGCAGUCGGUGUUUGACCGGGCACGGGAGCGCGGCACGGAGCGCAAGAUCGGACAAUUGAACCCGUUGCAGCGGGGAGCUGUUGCUGAUGAAGUUGCGCGUGUUGCGCUGUUCCUUGGUAGCGAUGAGAGUAGCUAUGUUAAUGGACAGGCUUGGGCGGUUUGUGGUGGAUUGAGUGCUGGACAUCCUGUUGUGCCGGGCAAGUUGGCUUGA
Molecule: messenger RNA, 945 nt
Organism: Penicillium crustosum
Lineage: Eukaryota; Fungi; Ascomycota; Eurotiomycetes; Eurotiales; Aspergillaceae
Product: SDR family NAD(P)-dependent oxidoreductase
Exons: 4
Coding region: 1-945 (314 amino acids)
Molecular function (GO): oxidoreductase activity
Source: RefSeq, a predicted model, not a curated record